CCGGCGAUCCAUAGGGACUGCGGGCUUCCAUAGGGACUGCGGGCUUCCAUAGGGCCGGCCAUCCACAGGGUCUGCGGGCUUCCAUGGGGCGGUGUUCCAUAGGGCCGGCUCUCCAUAGGGCCGGCUCGCCUUAGGGGCUGCGGGAGCCGCUCCCGCCCCGCCACCGCCCGGGCUCCCACACGAAGGCGGCGGGAGGCGCGGGCGCCCUGCGCAGCUGUUCCAGUGCUCCGCCACCUCCGCGGAAAGAAGCCGCUCUUCCUCAUGCCGAGGUGGAAUUUCUUGUUUUAAUUUAUGGCCGCUGCUCCUCGUCCUGGCACCAUCAGUGGUGGAAGCUGAUGAAUAGUUAUUUACAUCAGGAUUUACUGAGAAGUUCACCAGGAGGUUCCACCUUGCUAUGAGAAGCCAAGAUGGAUCCAGAAGAGCAGGAUUUACUUGGGGAUUACAGGUACAGGAAUUACUCUUCAGCAAUCGAGAAAGCUCUGAGGAACUUCGAAUCAUCCAGCGAAUGGGCAGAUCUGAUCUCUUCCCUCGGCAAACUCAAUAAGGCUCUGCAGAGUAACCUGAAAUAUUCUCUGCUGCCCAGGAGAUUGAUCAUCAGUAAAAGAUUAUCGCAGUGCUUGCACCCAGCCCUGCCCAGUGGGGUGCACUUGAAAGCUUUAGAAACCUACGAAAUCAUCUUUAAAAUCAUCGGCACUAAAUGGCUUGCCAAGGAUUUGUUCUUGUACAGCUCUGGUUUGUUCCCUCUGCUGGCAAAUGCAGCGAUGUCAGUGAGACCUGUUCUCCUGGGCUUGUAUGAGAAAUAUUUCCUCCCUCUCCAAAAAUCCCUCCUGCCCGGUCUCCAGGCCUUUGUAAUUGGGCUGCUGCCUGGCUUGGAAGAAGGAUCAGAAAUUUAUGACAGAACAGAUGCUCUGCUGGUGAAGCUGUCCCUGCUGAUGGGUCAGGAGGUGUUUUAUGGAGCUCUGUGGGGCAGUGUCCUGGGCAGCCCCUCCAUCAGGCUCCCUGCUUCCCUCUUCGUUGUCAGCCACAUCAACAGGGAGCUCUCGGGCAAACAGCAGAAAUUCAUGCUCGGCACCGAUUAUAAACUCACAAUAAAGUCUUUGUGCGUGUCAGUGCUGGAUUCCAACGUCCUUGUGCAGAGGAACACUCUGGAAGCAAUCCUCUUCUUUUUCCCGUUUUAUACAGCUUUGGACUGCAAGGAAAGCACCAUCCUGCUGAGGAGGGCUGAUCUGGUUUAUAUCCUGUCAGCAGCCACGCAGACACUGCUGAGGAGAGACAUGUCCCUCAACAGGAGAUUGUAUGCAUGGCUGCUAGGCUCUGAUAUUAAAGGUGGCACUUUUGCUCCAGACUCCACCACUUCUGAAGACCAUGCUGUUUAUUUCUUUGGAAAAUACUCUAAAGAUCUUCUGGUUGAGAGUUUGAUUGUGAUUCUGCAUCAGAAAUUCCCAGAGUCUGACCCAGAGGAAAAGCACCAGGCUUAUCUCAAACCCUUCCGGAUCCUCAUCAGCCUCCUGGACAAACCUGAAAUAGGGCCACAGGUUGUUGGGGAUCUGUUCCUGGAAGUCCUUAGAGCUUUUUAUUCCUACUGCAAAGACACCCUGGGUUCUGAUCUCAAACUCAGCUACAAUCAAAGUGGCAACACCCUGGCAAGUGCAAUCAAAGAGAACAAAAACGCUUCAGAAAUUGUCAAAACGGUGAAUUUGCUGAUCACGUCCUUAAGCACCGAUUUCCUCUGGGAUUAUCUGACCAAAUGCUUUGAAGAUUGUUUCAGAAACAAAUCCACGGGGAUGAGGUAUCCUCUGGAAAAUGUGAGCGCUCCUCCUAGCAUUUCAGAGCUCUGCACGCUGCUGGUGUUCCUGCUGGACGUGAUCCCUCUGGAGCUCUACUCAGAAGUGCAGACUCAGUACCUGCCCCAGAUGCUCAGCUACAUGGUGCAGUCCCUCCUGGAAAACCUGGAAGUGUUGGGAUUGCCAGAGCUCACUCAUGCCUUAAAAACCUGCUUUAAGGUGCUCAGCAAGGUGCAAAUGCCCCCUUCCUACCUGGACACCGAGACAGGGAGUGACAACGGGAGCCCAGUGCCAAAGGAAGGUGUGGACAUAACCCUGGAGACCAAACCUGUGCUGCAGGAGGAGGAGGAGGAGGAGGAGGAGGAGGCUCCAUUCCCUCCCCUCAAGUCAGAGGACAGUGGCAUUGGCCUGAGUGCCUCCUCCCCAGAGCUGUCCCAGCACCUGGGGGUGCCCACGGUGACCCUGGAGAGAGAUGAUGUCUGGAAAAAGGGAGGGAGCAUCCAGAAAACUCUCUGUUGCAUUCAGGAGCUGGUGGCCAAGUUCUCCAGCAAAUACAUUUUCGGGGUGCAGCUCCAAGAAAUGAGUCCUGAAAGGAUUGCAGCGAUCAAGGAGAAGAAAGAGAAUGGCUACAGGUUACCUGAGAGUGGCAACAAGAAAAAGAGUCCCUGGGAUGCCAAGCAGAUCACUGUGCCUCAGGUCAAACAAAUGCUCUCCGAGCUGUUCUCAGCCCGGGGCUCGCCCUUCAGGAGCAAGAAUUCCACCCCUCUCCUCUCUGAACACAGCUCUGGUCACAAAAAGGAGAGGGAGAAGGAGGAGGAGGAGGAGUGGGACCUGGAGCUGGUGUUGGGACCCCUCAGAGGGGACUGCAGGGAAGCUUUUUCUGCAGCUUGUCACCUGCUGCUGGAUUGUACCACGUUCCCGGUUUACCUGUCGCAGGAGGAGAUGGAACACUUGUACCUCUCUCUGUUUCAGGGGCCUGGAGGUGAUCCCAGCUUCCCUGCGUGGCUGAAGUCGCUGAUGACGAUCUGCUGCUGUGUGGACGACUGCCACGUGCAGAACGUGUCCAUCUUCACCCUCCUGGAGGUCAUCAACCACUCCCAGUCCCUGGCACUGGUGAUUGAGGACAGGAUGAAGAGGUACAAAGUGUCUGGCCACAACCCUUUCCUUGGCAAGCUGCAGAUGGUCACCCUUCCUCCCAUUGCUCCUGCAGUCCUGAAGAUGAUCUCAGAGAAGACAGAUUUCUACCAGAGAGUCGCCUGUGUGCUCUGGAAUCAGCUGAACAAGGAGACUCGGGAGCACCACAUUGCCUGUGUGGAAUUGUUCUACAGACUUCACUGCCUGGCUCCCUCAGCCAAUAUCUGUGAGGACAUCAUCUGCCAGGCCCUUCUGGAUCGGGAUAAAGGGACAAGGCUGGAAGCUCUGUACAGAUUCUCUGUCAUGUGGCACCUGACCAGAGAGAUCCAAGGCAGCAGAGUGUCAUCCCACAAUCGCUCCUUUGAUAGGUCUCUGUUUGUGGUGCUGGACAGCCUGAACUGCUCGGACGGGGCCAUCGGGGCGGCGGCUCAGGGCUGGCUGAUCCGGGCGCUGUCCCUCAGCGACGUGGCGCGGAUCCUGGAGCCCGUGCUGCUGCUGCUGCUGCACCCCCGCACCCAGCGCACCUCCAUCACCUACAUCAAGCACAGGAGCCCCCCAGACUACGUUCGUGAUUGGCUUUGCAAGAAAAAGACCCCUCUGAAAGAGUCCGGCAUCUCUGAGAGCAGUUCUGAGGAGAACCUGCCCCUGAGCCAGUUCACGACUGUGGACAGGGAAGCGAUUUGGGCAGAGGUGGAGAACGACCCGGACAAAGCGGAGCCGAAAGCCGAGCAGCCGGAAAACGACGACGGAUCCUGCCAGGACGCGGAGGGCGACCGGGACGCCAGCGAGCACACGGAGUCUGCGGACAGCAGCACGGGCCGUGACAGCGACAACACCUCCUCCUUCUCCCCUUCCCUGGAGCUCCGCCGCGGCGAGGAGGCCGCCAGCCCCGGGAAUUCCCGCAGCGCCUCCCUGUCCGACAGCUCCAGGUGCAGCGCCGGGCCCAACCUGGCGAGGGCCGACUCGGAGAGGACUCAGGCCUCGGAGUCUCUGUCCAGCGACGAGGAGGCGGACUUGGAGCUGCAGGAAAUCGCGCACUGCAGGCUGCUGAGGCGGCAGAAGGAGAAGCAGGAGGUGGCGGAGGCCCUGUUCAAGCACAUGCUGCUCUACCUGCAGCCCUACGACUCGCGGCGGGUGCUCUACGCCUUCUCCGUGCUGGAGGCCGUGCUCAAAACCAACCCCAAGGAAUUCAUCGAGGCCGUGGCCACCACCAGCAUGGACACCAGCUCCACGGCGCACCUGAACCUCAUCUACAACCUCUUGGCUCGCCACCAGGAAGCUCUGGUGGGGCAGAGCUUCUACGGGAAGCUGCGGCCUCAGUCGCCCGCGGUGUGUCCCCACUCGCUGCUGAUCGAGCUGCUCACCUACCUGUGCCUCAGUUUCCUGCGCUCCUACUACCCCUGCUGCCUGCAGCUCGGCCACAGGGACCUCCUGGGCAACAGGGACGUGCAGGUGAAGAGCGUGGAGGUGCUCAUCAGGAUGAUGGCCCAGCUGGCCGGCGCGGCCAAGGCCGGCGAGCCCAAGAGCGCCGAGCUGAUCCGGGAUCUGCUGGCGAGGUGCAAAGUGCAGGAGUUCGUUCUGCUCUCGCUGUCGGCCUCCAUGUACGUCAGCCGCAGGCGCCGCGCGCUGCUCGUGGCCGACGGGCCCGGCCCCGCCGAGGAGGAGCUGCUGGAGGAGAGCCUCAUCAACUUCGGCCACGAUCAGAUCUGGAGCGAGCACCCGCUGCAGAUCGAGCUGCUGAAGCUGCUGCAGGUGUUGAUCGUCUUGGAGCACCACCUGGGCCAGAGCCCCGAGGAGCAGGAGAACCAGCCCGACCUCUCCAAGGAGUGGCAGCGGGCUCUGAACUUCCAGCAGGCCAUCGGGGCCAUGCAGUACGUGUACCCACACCCCAUCACCUCCCAGGGCCUGUUCGUCUCGGCCGUGGUGAGGGGGCUGCAGCCCGAGUACGGCCACGGGAUGCACCCCACCUGGGUGGCCUUGGUCACCGGCUCCCUGCCCUAUUUUGGGAAGUCCUUAGGCUGGACCGUGGCUCCGUUUGUGGUGCAGAUCUGUAAGAACCUGGAUGAGCUCGUCAAGCAGUACGAAAACGAAGCCGUCAAGGCGUCUGCCAAAACAUCUGCCGGCUUCACUUCCAAAAGAGAAAAUGUGACUCCUGAUUACCCCCUCACCCUUCUGGAAGGGCUGACAACCAUCGGGCACUUCUGCCUUCUGGAUCAUCCCAAUCCAACAAAAAAGUCAUCCUGUUCAGCUGAACCUGCCAACCUGAGGAACGCCAGGAAUGCCAUCCUGGAGGAGCUGCCUCGAAUUAUGAACACCAUGAGCCUCCUCUGGAGUGUCAUAAAGAGGGAAGACUCCCAGAAAAGACCAACUGACUUCUUUGGGACAACUAAAGGCUCCUCUUCAGUCUACUUCAAAGCAACCAAAACACUAAGAACAAAAAUAUUGGAAUUCCUAAAUCCCCUGACGGCACCGCUUGGAGUCCAGCUGAUGGCAGCAAUUGCAGCAGUGUGGAACAGCAAGAAACCUCACAGGAGUCACAGUAAAACCAAGAUUCUCCCAGUGGCCAGUGCAUCCCAGCUUAUCCUCGUGGACUUAAUUUGUGCCCUGGAGACCUUGAAAAUUGACACCAUAUUGCAUCUGGUCAAAGAGGUGGUCAGGAAACCGGCACAAAUCAAGGGGGAGGAGAAAUCUUCUCUCGUGGAUAUCCCGGUGCUGCAGUUCAGUUAUGCUUUCAUUCAGAGGCUCCCUGUGCCAGCCCUGCAGGAGAACUUCCAGCCCUUGUUAGGGCUCCUCAGAGAGUCUGUGCAGCUGAACUUGGCUCCUCCCGGCCACUUCCUCCUGCUCAGCACCCUGAACGACUUUGUGACAAGGACACCCACCCUGGAAAACAAAAAGGACCAGAAGGACCUGCAGGAGGUGACCCAAAAGAUCCUGGAGGCUGUGGGGACCGUUGCUGGCUCUUCCCUGGAGCAGACCAGUUGGCUGAGCAGGAACUUGGAAGUGAAAGCUCAGCCUCAGAUUUUACCAGAUGAAUUCAACGUGGAGGAUGCCAACGACACGUCAGUGGCCCCGUCCUCGAUGGUUUCUGCCUCUGCUCCUUCCAUCUACAGCGUCCAAGCCCUUUCUCUCCUGGCAGAGGUGCUGGCCUCGCUGCUGGACGUGGUUUACCGCAGCGAUGAGAAGGAGAAGGCCGUGCCCCUCAUCUCCCGCCUGCUCUAUUUCGUCUUCCCCUACCUGCGGAACCACAGUGCCUACAAUGUUCCCAGUUUCCGUGCUGGUGCUCAGCUGCUCAGCUCCCUGAGUGGAUACGCCUACACCAAGAGGGCCUGGAAAAAAGAAGUGCUGGAAUUGUACAUGGAUCCAUCAUUUUUCCAGAUGGACACUUCCUGCACUCACUGGAGAUCCAUCAUUGAUCACCUCCUCACACAUGAGAAAACCAUGUUUAAGGAUUUGAUGACCAUGCAGAGCGGCGCCCUGAAGCUGUACCCCAGCUUUGAGCAGAAGGCCAUGCUGCUGAAGCGCCAGGCGUUCGCCGUCUUCAGCGGGGAGAUCGACCAGUACCACCUGUACCUGCCCCUGAUCCAAGAGCGCCUGACUGAGAACCUGCGCGUGGGCCAGACUUCUCUGGUGGCUGCCCAGAUGUUCCUCUUCUUCAGGGUUCUUUUGUUGAGGAUUUCCCCUCAACAUCUCACCUCUCUGUGGCCAAUCAUGGUCACAGAACUGAUCCAGACGUUUCUACAGCUGGAGGAAGAUUUAACUGAGGAAGAGGAACCAGCAAAGAGCAGCAGCAAAAUCAGCAAAGCCAAAGGCUCUGGGGACGGCAGCGGGGCCGAGAUCCAGCCCAACGAGCUGUGCCUGUACCUGGCAGCCUGCAAAUUCCUGGACACUGCUCUUUCCUUCCCCCCUGACAGGAUGCAGCUCUUCCAAAUGUACAAAUGGGCCUUUGUGCCAGAGGUGGACACAGAAUCACCUCCUGUCACCUCCCACCUGGUGGAAAACCACCAGGAAUGCCAGCCACACAUCGUGAGGAUCAUGGAUCUGCUCAAGAUGAAAUACGGGGAGCCAAAGCCCCCCGAGGGAACUCCCAGGAAUCCCAAAUUCCCCCUGCUGAGCCUGCGCUCCGUGUCCAGCAUCACGCAGCUGAUGCCUUUCUUCCAGACUCUGUGCUGGGCAUUCACAGCCCGCGGCAGUGACUCCCAAAAUUCCCAACCCUCCGCAGCUGCCUCCGUGGAUUCCCUGGGCAGCAACAGCAUCAGGAUCCUGCAGCAGCUGGAGGACAGCGUGGAAUGUGAUUUCCUGGAAAAUAUGGAAAGCUGAGCUUCGCCUGGGACACUGGUGCUGGAUCAACAGCAAACACAGGGAAAGCUUGGCUGAAAUUCCUUUUUUUUUAACCCCCCAGAUUUCCAGCUCCAGUUUGGGAUUUCUCCCUGCUGUUGCAGAGUGCUCUUCAGUUAUUCGGGAGCUGGUGGUAAAAAGCGGGAAUCUCCCGUUCCUGUGGUGGGGGAAAAGGGCGGUUUGGUGGGGAUUUCUCAGAGUUGCUGUGUUUUAUUUGCUUUCCAUGGGAAGGAUUAAAGACGUUUUGUAAAUAAGGGAAGAAUAUUUUGGACCUGGUGGAAGUAGCGGCUGCCCUGGGACUUCUCCAGUACUUUCGAGUGCUUUUGGAACCGUGUCCUGAGGGAAAAUCCAAUAUUGCAUGUCGGUGUACAAUCACUUUGCAGUGAGUCAUUGCCUGAGGUGAAAGCCCCUUAAUUUGGCCUAAAUUGAUCAAAUUCUAAACAAAUCCCCCAAAUUCCUCACAGAUGGAUUUUCUGUGUCGCAGCUUUGCCCUGGCUGUGAUUUCAGCUCUGUCCUACAUCAGUAUCCUCAGGCUUAGCAAUUCCUAAUCAGUCAGAAAUGUGCAUAAAACACAAACCUGUGCAGGAACACUCAGUAAUUAGCGUUACUUGAGGGGGUUUUGAUUUUAAUUCGUCGAUUAAAAGGUUUCAAUUCAGAUUUUUUAAAAUUAAAACCUUUGGUUCUUUCAGUGACUCAGGUGGCUGCAGCUUCUGAAAUGCAUCUAAAUGCAGAUAAUGCUGUAAAAAUAGAAGCUGCUUAACUAAAAUGAAAAUAUUAUGGGGUUUGGUUUUUUUUUGUAAGAACAUUUUUUUUGUACAAAAGAAUGUAUUUGGCUGUUCCUGGAUGCUGAGAGAGGCAGGGGGAUCACCCCGGUGCUUUUCCUAAAUUAAAAAGGACGUGGGAAAUGUUUGGUUGGGAGUCAGGGAUUUCUUUUUCCCAAACUCCCAUAUCAAGCACAGGAGCUUUCUCUGCAUUGGGUUUUAGAUACAGAUGGGUGAGAUUUUCAUCUUGGGUUUAUAAACUAAAAACUUAAACGUCCUUUACUCUCAUACUGUACAAAAAUAAUACCACAGCAGGCUCGUGCUAAACUUAUUUAAAUCCUCUGCGUUUUUACAGUGAAGUAAUGGGGCGGACUGAGGCGUGGUCAUUAAGAAUGUGAAUUAUUUCUAUUAAUGUAAUUUAUUAAUGGUCUCUAAUGCUGUCGGAAUGAGCACAAGUGAAAAGGCACCCUUUGAAAGCAUUACUUGAAUUAUUGGAGCAGGCCACUUUUAAAAUGUUGGGUGUUCAUUUCCUGUUAUCUUCAAUAAUUUUUACGGAUAAGCCGAGUUCUCAGGAUGGUUUGGUACUUUGACUUUCGGUUUCCUGCUGGUUGCAUUCCAUGCUUGGAUAUUUCCCUUCAAAUGCUGAUAAAGGAGAGUGAGAUGGGAUAUUGGGCAGGAAUUCCUGGCUGUGAGGGUGAGGAGGGGCUGGGCUGGAAUUCCCAGAGAUGUGGCUGUCCCUGGAUCCCUGGCAGUGCCCAAGGCCAGGUUGGAGCAGCCUGGGACAGUGGGAGGUGUCCCUGCCGUGGCAGGGGUGGCACUGGAUGGGCUUUAGGGUCCUUUCCAACCCAAACCAUUCCAGCAUUCCAUGAUCGUGGUAUUCCGUGAUUCUGUCAAAUAAAUGGCUGUUAAAAUCUAAGACAACAGACGUUUAAAGGACUGGCAUAAUCCUUCCACUUCAGAAAAAAAAAAAGUUCUUUAAAAUUCAGUAUUGCAGCAGAUCUUUUAUAAUUAUAAAUAACCCGUGAAAAAGGAGGAAAGGGCUUCAACGAAAAGUCCUGCUUGAGUGCUGGAGGGGCACAGUUCCACAGGCCCAAAGGGGAAUAUUUUAUUCCUGUAUUUUAUCCCUUUAUUUUAUCCCUUUAUUCCAUAACUUUAUUUACUUUUCCACGUGGGGCUAACUGUGGUUGUUUCCUCCUUGCGCUCCUUCUGCUAAAUCCUCUGAGGAAGCACAGCAGGUUCCGUCCUGCUCCAAGCUGGUCCUGCCAAAGCAGAGCAGCCUCGCUGUCCAUGAGUCUGGAAAUGUUUUUGCCUGGAACUCCAGACGUUCUCUCCUUUUCCAGGAGAGGAAAUGCUUUUGCUUUGCUGUGUUUUUGCGUUUCAGUCUAACCAAGCUCAGCUUUAUCUUUCGGAUACUUCAGCUCCGAUACAGCAGAGCCGCAGUGCACGGAGGGAGGCUUGGAAAUAUUCCAGAGGAUUUCAUUGUCCUGAAUGAAAAAAUCAGGAGGUGCAACCAAGGUAAAUGGCUGAAGGGCAGCAGGACUUGAAGUGUAGAGCAUUAAGUGAUGGUUGUGCAUCCUGUACCAUACAUGAAUGUAAUUCUUCUAAUA
Molecule: messenger RNA, 9621 nt
Organism: Hirundo rustica (Barn swallow)
Lineage: Eukaryota; Metazoa; Chordata; Aves; Passeriformes; Hirundinidae
Gene: DOP1B
Product: DOP1 leucine zipper like protein B
Exons: 38
Coding region: 408-7235 (2275 amino acids)
Biological process (GO): Golgi to endosome transport
Cellular component (GO): trans-Golgi network; endosome
Source: RefSeq, a predicted model, not a curated record